Messenger RNA from Ilyonectria robusta, 2891 nucleotides. RefSeq lists its product as uncharacterized. The transcript has 2 exons. Gene Ontology annotation, molecular function: protein binding. The record is from RefSeq and is a predicted model, not a curated record. Bases 326 to 2533 code for a protein of 735 amino acids. Lineage: Eukaryota; Fungi; Ascomycota; Sordariomycetes; Hypocreales; Nectriaceae.
CCGCGGCCAGCUUUGCCGGAUGUGGAUUUUCUGCUCCUUCCUCCCGCCUGCCACCUGCCGCCUGCCACCUCCCGCAUGGCACCUGCCACCGUCCCACCUGCUAGCUACCACCUUGCCCUACCUUCCUCCCGUCGCCUUGCAACUGGCGCCAUGCGCCUUAUAACCUGUCCAGCCCCGUCGCCCACUCCCAUUCGUGAUGGCGCUUGUCCUGCAUUUACAAGUCAUCGGGACGGUGCAUCUGGCUGAUUAACCAAUCGCCAAUACGUCGAAACAUCGCCCUUGCCACCAUCGCCAACCCACGCUGGACUCUUCAUCGUCGCCCGGCAUGAACGGCGGCGGCUCGUCCUCGCCCUCGGCGCUGAGGAUUCCAUUCUCGUCCGCCUCGCCCUCCGGCUCUAACAAUACCAACACCGGCCGCCCGCCGCUGUGGAACAACUCGUCGCAGCGCAAGGUUUCGCGCCUCUAUCUCUACACCACACUGCCCCUCCAGAAGAUCAUCGAGGUCGUGCAUGUUAGGUCUCCCGAAGCCGCUCCUGGGAAGGAAUCGGCCAACAAGAAAAUCAACGGCCUCCUCGACAAAGAGCCUCGAUGGCUACACCCUCGAAGCGAAAGCGACAUGGGCCGCCGAUUGAAUGAACUCGCCCUUUCACCGACCCGAUCGCUCUCGAGUCGCGGUUCAACAUCCGCACGGCCCCACGCCGCCUCCGAUCCGCCACUCCUCAACCCGGACCCGAACUCGUCAAUGAAGAGAGAGACCGGCACGAGCCCGACCACUCUCGAGGUCCCGCCCUUUCACCAAUUCCCUCCUCCCGUUACACCCUCUCCGGCGGCACCUUACGUCGCUCAAAGGCAGGCCUCGAGACAGAACUCGAGACAGGCGCAUCGAUCGAAUGACCAGGAUUCCAACAGCCCCUUGAGCCGAUUUCUUCGCCGGACGACCUUUAUGUCCUCGUCGACCCAGGGCACGCAAGGAACGACGGGCUCCCUCCAGCGCGUGCUAGCGGAUUACUCGGAGCCUUACAUUCGGACUGUUAAGCUACUCGUCAAGAGAUUCACGGCCCCGAUCAACCACCGCGCAGAGAGUAUGUCGCCCGUUUCAGACGUUGGGGCCGCUUACAGCUCCUGGCUCAGCGACGAUGAUGCGCCCCCGACUUUGCCCAACAGACCGUACUUUUUACCUGGCGAUUUCUUGAAUCUCGAUUACCUUGUCGGGCAGCAGCCCCCGUGUUUCCAAGAGGCUGAGCAACACCACAAAAGAUCCUGCCUAUGCUUCGCCCAGACCGAGAUCAUGGACUCGCCUUUUACCACUGCGAAUGGCCUGAACCCCGAUGCUGUACGGCUUCUCAUGAGCGGCACUGAUGGUGUUGAUUUGGGUGUUGUAGAUGGCUUCGACAAUUCGAUUCUUCAUUUCCUAGCCGCCCGAGGAGCAACCCAGCAUCUCGUGGAGGUCAUCAACUCUGACCGAUGCGGACCCAUCCUCAAUGCGAGGAACACGGCUGGCCAGACGUUUCUUCAUGUCUUGCAUAGCUCUUGCUUCCUGGACCCCAUCAUGCUCUCCCAGCUGCUCAUCCUGGUGACCCUGAAGGGCGUCGACAUCAAUGCCCGGGAUCACUACGGACGAACCAUAUUCCACAUUCUACUUGCGGACGACGCCCCUCGCAGUACGUUCAACCAGAUUGCGCCGAGCUACGACUUGGCCAAAUACAUGAAACGCGACGCAUUCAACGUGACCCCCCGACCCGAGCUGGAGCCGAUGAUGGGAUUCAACCGAAUUUACACCCAGAGGAUGGACCUUGAUCCACCGCCGUCCGAUUCUCAGUUCACGUUUACGCCAGAAAUGUACGCUGAUGCCGCUGUCGCAAAAGAGUCAGAGCUUGUCGCGUUUGUUCGCUCCGCUACCGUGAAGCCCGGUGAGGAGUAUGCGGAUGGGCGGAAUGGCUUGCACUGUCUUGCCGCUGCAACGCUCAGCUACUCGAGCAUAGUGAAGAGGUAUGGAUUCGACGGUGCUGAUAGGAAGCGCAAGAAGAACCAGGAGCCCCGAGACUUAGACUCAUCUACUGAGAAGAUGAAUCUCCGUCUCCAACUCCUCGAUGGACUUCUUCAGGCUGGUGUCGACCCCAACCAUUACGACAGCGAAGGCAACACCCCGCUUAUGGCCUUUGCCGCCCAGCUCCCCGAGGACGAAGACUACAAGACUGGACCGGAGAUUUUGUCCCGUCUGAUCGCUGCGGGUGCCGAGGUCAACGCCCGCAACCGCGCGGGCGAGACGGCACUACAUAUCGCAGUGCGGUGCGGUCGCAAGCUGGCGAUGCGGACGCUUGUGCAGCAUGGCGCUAACGUGCACGCGCGAGACGCGGCGGGACGCGGUAUGCUUCAGGUGACCGACGUCAAGAUGCGCGGAUCGCGGGGAUACAACCCUAAGGAGUAUGCGCACUUUGAAGCAUGCCGUGCGUGGUUGAGCGGCAAGGGCAUGGCGGUGCAAGAGCCGAGUGUGCUACAAGAAUGGGGGCCGGUGGCGAGGGUCAACUGCUGAUGACGAUGAUGACGUUGUGGAUAUGAAGCGUGAUUUAACGGCGUCUUGGAAUGGGAAAAGCCUCCACAGGCGAUUGAUUUUGUUUAUAUAUAUGCGCUGGCUUAUGAGAGCGCGAUAGAGGCGUUGGGGACAACGCAAUGGGAGGAUGGUGCUGGUUGGGUUUCAUGCUAUUUCGCCAAGCCCUCUCCUUGCGUAUAGAGAUGUUUUGAGGUCAACAGCCCAAAUACGAGUCCGGUAUCUUGACAAGAUUUUCUGCCGAUUCAGUUUAACAUAAGCCUUGUACCCGCGACACCAAUACUACCCAUCCACCGAGCUCUGAACCAUGUCUCGAUGCUUGUCUCACAUUGUUGCAUCCCUG